This is a messenger RNA of Rhinichthys klamathensis goyatoka, 991 nucleotides long. RefSeq lists its product as uncharacterized. NCBI's taxonomy places the organism in Eukaryota, Metazoa, Chordata, Actinopteri, Cypriniformes, Leuciscidae. The record is from RefSeq and is a predicted model, not a curated record. The transcript has 4 exons. Bases 1 to 978 code for a protein of 325 amino acids.
AUGCUUUCCUAUGUAUUUGGUGAUGCAGAGAAAGUAUCAGUGCCAGUCAUUGAGGGACAGUCUGUCACUUUACACACUGGUGUUACUGAAAUACAGAAAUAUGAUCUGAUAGAAUGGAGGUUAAAUAGAAAUCGCAUUGCUAGAAUCAGUGGUGACAACUCCAGUCCUGAAGGGGCAUUCAGAGACGGACUGCAGCUGGACAAACAGACUGGAGAUCUCAAGAUCACAAACAUCAAAACUACAGACUCUGGAGAAUAUAAACUGAAGAUCACCAGUACCAGAGGGUUCCCAGUGCAGACAUUCAAUGUCAGUGUUGUGACUGAUCCUAGAUCUGAUGGAGUGACGGUUGUGUCAGUGACAGAGGGAGAUUCUGUUGUUCUACAUGCUGAUGUUACUAAAAUACUGAAAGAUGACGAGAUACUGUGGAGGUUUAGAGAUAAAUAUGAUAUUGCUAUAAUGAAAAAAGAUGAAGACAUCUUCUCUACAUAUGAUUAUAUUGCUGAUGGGAUAUUCAGACGCAGACUGCAGCUGAAUCAUCAGACUGGAAAUCUCAUUAUCAGUGACAUCACAUACAACACCUCUGGACUUUAUGAAGUUGAUAUCAAGAGGAGAACAUACACCAUACACAAGGCAUUCAAUGUGACUGUUACAGACAAACUGAACAGAGUGUCAGUGAAAGAGGGAGUUACUGUCAUUCUCGAAUCUGGUGUUACUGAAUUAGACAGAGAUGAUCUGGUGCAAUGGAGAUUUGAACAUGAAGACGUCUUAGCAGAAAUCAAUAAAACGGCUGGAAUCUCCUCCUCAUAUGAUGAUGUUCCUGAUGGGAGAUUCAGAGAAAGACUGAAACUGGACAAUCAGACUGGAUCUCUGACCAUCACACACACCAGAACUGAAGACUCUGGACUCUAUCACCUUGAAAUCACCAGCGACAGACACAUCAUAUUCAGGAAAUUCGUUCUUUCUGUCUGUGGUGAGUAAAUCAAGUGUUGUG